This is a messenger RNA of Oppiella nova, 1229 nucleotides long. Lineage: Eukaryota; Metazoa; Arthropoda; Arachnida; Sarcoptiformes; Oppiidae. The record is from the annotation of a GenBank genome assembly.
AUGGCUAGACCUAAGUUCUCGACAGUUGUGAUACAUAUUCUCCUCGAAGUGAACCGACAGGUGCUUCUCGAGGCACAGGAUAUAGUCUAUGCACCGGAAAAUGACCGCCGAUUUGCUGAUAAUAAGUCCAGAUUAGGCACAAAAGGAAUGGCACCUAAUAUUGAAUCGCCGGUUGAGCCGGAGAUGACUGACAUUAUCGAUGGCAUGAAAGCCCCCAAACGGGAGUACAAGUUGGAGAUCGUUUGGCGCAACGUUGCCAUUAUGUCUGGCCUCCAUUUGGCCGCUCUCUACGGACUCUACCUGUGCUUUGAGUCAGCCCACUGGCAGACUAUAGCUUUCGCCGUAUUCCUGUACGUAAUCUCCGGUCUGGGCAUUACUGCCGGUGCGCACCGGCUGUGGUCACACCGCGCAUACAAAGCCAAAUGGCCCCUAAGAGUCAUCCUCUGUAUCUUCAAUACAAUCGCAUUUCAAAACUCAAUCUACGAGUGGAGUCGCGACCAUCGCGUGCACCACAAGUACUCCGAGACGGACGCCGACCCCCACAACGCCAAAAGGGGUUUCUUUUUCGCGCACGUGGGUUGGCUACUGUGCCGCAAGCACCCGGAGGUACUCGAAAAGGGCCGAAACGUGAGCUGCGAAGACCUGCUUCAGGACUCAGUCGUGCGCUUCCAGAAGAAACACUAUCUGCCACUCGUUCUCCUCUUCUGCUUCGUGUUGCCCGCAAUCAUACCCUACGUCUUGUGGGGUGAGAGCUAUUGGAACGCCUACUUCAUCUGCGGUAUGUUGCGGUACUGUUGGACACUGAACAUGACGUGGCUGGUGAACAGCGCCGCCCACUUCUGGGGCCGCCGGCCCUACGACAAGCACAUCAACCCCUCGGAAAACAGCGUCACAAUCAUCGGUGCCAUCGGCGAAGGUUUCCACAACUAUCACCACACGUUUCCCUGGGAUUACGCGACGUCCGAGUUGGGCCGCCACUACAAUCUCACCACUUGUUUCAUAGACCUGUUCGGCGCCAUCGGGUGGGCCUACGAUCGCAAGACUGUCUCACCGAAUAUGAUUCGCCAGCGAAAGGAGCGCACCGGCGAUGUCAACGAGAAGGGGCCGUACGGGCCGUACAACUAAUGACACCGUUUUUCGUUCACUAAUUUAUCGACUCUUCCAUUAAUUUAUUAUUUUUGAUCUGAGAUUAUAUUAUAUAUAAUAUAAAUGUUCAAUAGUUAUAUAAA